CAGAAGUAAGCAAAAUCAAACCCAAAACAGAAAAAAAAUAGAUUUUUUUAGCAUAAUCCCGUUCGAAUCAAAUCUCCUCCUCGUCUCCGAGUUCGCCGUGGCGCGCCUCCUGUCACCCGCCCCCGCCGAUAAAGCCCGUCAAUUUGGCAAAUUCCCAGCGCGAACUCCUCCGAUUCUCGCCGCCCUGCCAAAAGUCUCCAACUCCAAGUCUUCUCCCCCGGUUUUCUCCGCUCGAGCGCGCUGAUUCUUGACCGCUGGUGCGACUGAAGGCGCCAGCUUUUGUCAGUUCCGGCGGCCUGGUGGCUCGAUCCAUUCUUCUUCCUCGUACGAGAUUCGGUGUGGAUUGGUUAUUUUUUUGGUGCGUUGCGUGCGGGCGGGCGGUGGUGUUUCUUCGAAGGCAAGCGAGGGGGGAGGUCGAUUGUUUAAGGGGUGGGGAGGUGGUAAGGUUGAGUGACUGUCGGAGGUGAGGAUGGGGAUGGGGGUGGCGCUGGGCGACCCGCAGGCGGACUACGACUCCAUCGCGGCGGUGGGGCUGUUCGUGGCGCUCAUGUGCGUAUGCAUCAUCGUCGGCCACCUCCUCGAGGAGAACCGGUGGAUGAACGAGUCCACCACCGCCCUCUUCAUUGGGCUGGGAACCGGCACAAUGAUCUUGCUGGCGUCGAGCGGGAAGCAUUCACACGUACUCGUGUUCAGCGAGGAUCUCUUCUUCAUUUACCUGCUCCCGCCGAUCAUUUUUAACGCAGGGUUCCAAGUGAAGAAGAAACAGUUCUUCCGGAAUUUUAUCACUAUUACGCUGUUUGGUGUAGUUGGGACCUUGAUCUCUUUUACUGUGAUAUCCCUGGGUGCUCUUGGACUAAUAUCAAGGCUCAACAUUGGUUCGCUUGAGCUUGGAGAUUAUCUUGCACUUGGGGCAAUAUUCUCGGCAACGGACUCUGUAUGCACCUUACAGGUGUUAAACCAAGAUGAGACACCCUUCCUGUACAGCUUGGUGUUUGGUGAAGGUGUUGUCAAUGAUGCAACAUCGGUUGUGCUGUUCAAUGCUAUCCAGAAUUUUGAUCUCGGCAGUAUCAGUAGCGCUAAAUUACUAAAAUUUAUUGGCAGCUUCCUUUAUCUGUUCAGCAGCAGCACCAUACUUGGAGUAGCCGCUGGACUUCUCAGUGCUUAUGUCAUCAAGAAGCUGUACUUUGGCAGGCACUCGACUGAUCGUGAAGUUUCCAUUAUGAUGCUUAUGGCUUAUUUAUCUUACAUGCUAGCUGAGCUGCUUGAUUUGAGUGGUAUUCUCACAGUGUUCUUCUGUGGUAUCGUAAUGUCACACUAUACCUGGCACAAUGUAACAGAAAGCUCCAGGGUCACAACCAAGCAUGCCUUUGCCACAUUGUCAUUUAUCUCCGAGACUUUUCUCUUUCUCUACGUUGGCAUGGAUGCGUUGGAUAUAGAGAAGUGGAAGAUUGUCCGUGAAACAUACAGCCCGAUGAAAUCUAUUGCUUUGAGCUCCACUAUUUUAGCCUUGGUACUGGUUGCAAGAGCUGCUUUUGUUUUCCCGCUAUCAUUUCUGUCAAAUUGGACCAAAAAAACUCCAGGCGGGAAGAUCUCUAUUAAGCAGCAAGUCAUUGUUUGGUGGGCGGGUCUCAUGAGAGGUGCUGUAUCCAUUGCGUUGGCCUACAAUAAGUUCGCAAGCUCAGGCCAUACUCAGCUCCCAAGCAAUGCUAUCAUGAUCACCAGCACAAUUAGUGUUGUUCUUUUCAGUACAAUUGUCUUUGGGCUACUGACCAAGCCACUGAUCAGGCUCUUGAUCCCGGCAAGGCACCUAUCAAGGGAGCCAAGCGCUCUCUCCGAACCAUCUAGCCCAAAGUCCUUCCUUGAGCAGCUGAUCGCAAACAGUCCCGACGCCGAUCUUGAGAACUGCGUGAGCCUACGCCGCCCAACAAGCCUCCGGCUACUCCUGCAGGGCCCUUCACGGUCGGUCCACCAUUACUGGCGCAAGUUCGAUGACGCCUUCAUGAGGCCGGUGUUUGGUGGCCGCGGCUUCGUUCCCUUUGUCCCUGGAUCGCCUACUGAAAGCAGUGUGCCAUUGCUUCCUGGAACUGAGAACUAGACGACUGUUGCAAAAGGGAGGGAAAUCCAGCAAAAAAAGGAAAAAAAGUUUUGUAAAUUAGCUUCAUUUAGCAUGAUUCAUGUAUAUCUGAGGUAGUAGUGUUCCUGGUAGCUAGUACGUACGUGCUGAUAUAGCCUAGUUGCCGGACCUGUGCAUGGCUGUAUAUAUCAAUCACACUGGUCAAAGCACACUCUUAACUACUUUGUAUCUAUUUUACAUUUCCUCUCUAUACGAUGAUAAAUUAGCCUC
Phragmites australis (common reed) is the source of this 2344-nucleotide messenger RNA. RefSeq names its product sodium/hydrogen exchanger 1-like. Bases 470 to 2095 code for a protein of 541 amino acids. Gene Ontology annotation, molecular function: sodium:proton antiporter activity. Gene Ontology annotation, biological process: proton transmembrane transport; sodium ion transport; regulation of pH. Gene Ontology annotation, cellular component: membrane. NCBI's taxonomy places the organism in Eukaryota, Viridiplantae, Streptophyta, Magnoliopsida, Poales, Poaceae. The transcript is spliced from 13 exons. The record is from RefSeq and is a predicted model, not a curated record.